AUCGCAUCGCGCCACAUCACAUCAUACAACGCCAGAUCACACCACACCACAUCACACCACGCCACAUCACAUCACGCCAGAUCACACCGCGCCACAUCUCCUCUGCAAGCCUCAAAAGCAAAAGACAACACUGUCCUUCGUGUUUCCUCGUCCCUUUCUCGCUCCACAAGCCCACCUCGUUUUGAUCCACUCCAGACGGCGCCACACGCCUUUAUCGAUCUGCUCCGAACCAUUCAAAGUGGGAUCACCUCGUCACCUCCAACAGCGCCCGCUUCCCCACACACAUCGGCCUCAUUCCAAGCCCCGCUCGCAGACCCUUCGCUGCACAUCAUGUCGAUUUGUCGGAUCACCGGUCGCCAGAUCCUCGACAGUCGAGGCAAUCCCACCAUCGAAGUAGACCUCGUCACUGGCAAAGGUGAGCAUGUUCUCUUUCACGUCCCUCCUCCUCCUCCUCCUCUCCCUUCCUCCUUUUUCUUUUACUAUCUCUCUCUCUCUCUCUCUAUUACUGGUCUAUUCGUCAACUCGACUCCGGAUAGCCGAUCCCGAAGGUUCUGUUCAGCCAUUUCGUCUCGAAAACUUGAUUACUCCGUUGACUCUUUUGUGGAACAUUUUGAUUUCAUACUUCCAACUCGAGAAGACACUAUUUAUGGGCCUCGAACUCGAAAACGCGAUUGCGGAAUCUCUCGACAGGAGAGAUUUUUCGGCGAAUUGGAAAAAGAAACCGCAUUCCGGCGACUAGGCCUCUGGCAACUUGAUUGCAUAGACUCGAGUUCAGUGACUUGCUCUUCCUCCUCCUCCUCCUCCUCAACUCCUUGUCGAACAAUCCCCUUAACUGCCAGAGCGAAAGCAUCAAUUGCUUUGGACAUUUAUGCUCCAACUCUCCGACGUGUGGUACAGAAUGAGGCGAUUCGAGACGAACUACCAACGUCUGUGGGUCAAAUAUUUUCUAAAGAUGAACGUAACAUUGGGGAUUUGAUAAAUGAGCAGUUUGUGUGUGUGUGUGUGUGCGAAGGAGAGAGAGAGACUGGUUGGUACCCCUUUGCCGAUAGGGCCGGUUCCGGUGGCCGCAUCAAAACGCCUCGAGUUGCCGAUUGA
Messenger RNA from Protopolystoma xenopodis, 1095 nucleotides. Lineage: Eukaryota; Metazoa; Platyhelminthes; Monogenea; Polystomatidea; Polystomatidae. The record is from the annotation of a GenBank genome assembly.